Molecule: messenger RNA, 1333 nt
Organism: Felis catus (domestic cat)
Lineage: Eukaryota; Metazoa; Chordata; Mammalia; Carnivora; Felidae
Gene: NMNAT1
Product: nicotinamide nucleotide adenylyltransferase 1
Exons: 6
Coding region: 358-1200 (280 amino acids)
Biological process (GO): NAD+ biosynthetic process
Molecular function (GO): nicotinamide-nucleotide adenylyltransferase activity; nicotinate-nucleotide adenylyltransferase activity
Source: RefSeq, a predicted model, not a curated record
UCUUUUUGUCGCACGCCGAGGGGAGUUCAAGAUGGCGGGGUCUUUGAGGGGCAGGUAUAGCGGUCCCCGAGGCAAGGUCACACUCAAGCUUGGGGCAAGGAGUCUUGCCCCUUCAUUCUUUCCAUCUUAACGUGGAACCAAAAGACUCGCUAAAUUUUCCUCUGGCCCCCUCUGAACAGAGUUACAAUUUGGAUGUGAAAUCACUGUUCCAGCCCAACUGAAGACUGUUGACGCAGUUGGAAUGGUUCCCAUAACCUACCUUGCAAAAACGCUUCAGGUUCACAGAAUUUCCUUUGUGAAAACAACGAGCAGGGUGUCCGAGUUUUCCAUUUAGAUCAACAACUUCAAGUUCUUACCAUGGAGAAUUCAGAGAAGACAGAAGUGGUUCUUCUUGCUUGUGGCUCCUUUAAUCCUAUCACCAACAUGCACCUGAGGCUAUUUGAGCUGGCCAAGGACUACAUGAACGGAACAGGAAAAUACAGAGUCAUCAAAGGCGUCAUCUCUCCUGUGGGUGAUGCGUAUAAGAAGAAAGGACUCAUCUCUGCCCACCACCGAGUUAUCAUGGCAGAACUAGCCACCAAGAAUUCAGAAUGGGUGGAAGUUGACACCUGGGAAAGUCUUCAGAAGGACUGGGUAGAGACCUUGAAGGUGCUAAGACACCAUCAGGAGAAACUGGAGGCCAGUAGCUGUGAUCCCCAGCAGGACUCACCUAGGCUGGAGAGGCCUGGACGGAAAAGGAAGUGGGCCGAACAAAGACAAGAUUUUGGUCAAAAGGAAUUGCUAGAGCCAAAAACAAAAGAUGUGCCAAAAGUAAAGCUGCUGUGUGGGGCAGAUUUAUUGGAAUCGUUCGGUGUUCCCAAUCUGUGGAAGAGGGAGGAUAUCACCCGGAUUGUAGGAGACUAUGGGCUCAUCUGUAUUACUCGGGCUGGAAACGAUGCUGAGAAAUUCAUCUACGAAUCCGACGCACUGUGGAAACACCGGAACAACAUUCACCUGGUAAAUGAAUGGAUCACCAAUGACAUCUCCUCCACAAAGAUCCGGCGAGCCCUCAGAAGGGGCCAGAGCAUUCGCUACUUGGUGCCAGACCUUGUCCGAGAGUAUAUCGAAAAGCAUGACCUGUACAGCCCUGAGAGUGAGGAGAGGAAUGUUGGGGUCGUCCUGGCUCCCUUGCAGAAAAACACUGCAGAAGCUAACUCGUGACUCCUGCACUUUGGACUUGUCUGUUGGGAAUGUGAAAGAGUCUGGGUGUUAGUGACUGGGAAGAAGAAUCGUGAUCCUGUUUCAUAAACUAAAGCUUUUUAAAAGUUUAGUAAAAAUCACCAGUAGAUGAAAA